GGCGCGGGUGACCUAUGGUCAGAAUCUGUAGUCUGAGUUAUGUCCCUUUGCUGCAAGGAUCCGCUGUAUUCAGUUGAAUUCCAGAUGCCCUUUCAUUAUUAGCCUUGGCUAAAACCCAUCCAAGAUUCCGGCUGAAACAGUAGCGCAAAAGCAACACAUGACAAUUAAAAGGCCGCAAAAUCCAUAUGGGAUAUUUUCUCAACACGAGCGAAAAUCUGUUUGCACUUCAGCCGCGACGGCACAAGCGUGCCACCCUCAUAUGUCCAUCGACAUGAGAUGAGAGAGCCGGUGACAAGCUCGGCGUCGCCAUGUGCAAACGAGAUUUGCUUUUGAUAAGGUCACAUGACCAUAUUACCACGGGAUUCUGCGAGUAAUGUAAAUGAAUGGUCAGAGAAGCGAAAAUGGAAGUAGCGCCUCGCGAAAGCCGUGAUUUACAUCUGGGGGAAACUUCAACGCUUAACUAACUGGAUAAUUUUUCGUUGAAAAUAUGGUUUUUUUUCGCAUGGCGAUUGUCGCAUGUGUAUUCUCCGCCGGAUGAGUUCUCCCCGAACAAACCGCACGCGUAGCAGUGGUAUUGAUUCGCAAGGCUCGAGUUUGUAGGAAAUAUUCCAUUGACAAGCCGGCUCGCUGUGAAGUCAGCUGGCUGCUUACGGUAGGGCUCCACCGUAACUUGACUUGCAGGUAGUCUUGUGGGGAUCUGCCGAGCCCAUUGGCAAAGCCAGAUGGUGAACGCCGCACUGCCAGCCAGUUCCUCGAGACUGAGGUACCGUGAUUUAGGCAGGUACGCCUAACAUGGAUCCCAGAAGGCGUGUUCAUCUAUCAUUCAUCUUGGAUCUUGGCACAGCAACUACCGAGUUGUCUAAUUCACAACUCUGUUGCCGUAGCAUUAUGUGAGAGAGUACGAGAUAUACAAAAUUGCUUUGUUUCACCUGUGCAUGGGAAUAACGGAUAAUAUGUUAGGUUAGGUUGUGCGGCAAGUAUGGCUGAAGAAUCUAGUGGUCUUGAACGCCAGCUGAGCGUCAAUGAAGGAAAGAAGGACGAAAAUGAGAGGAAGGAAGAAGAGGAAGAAAGUGAUGAAAAGAAAAGUAAGGAUGUUGAGGCACAAAACAAUUCCGAUGGUGAUGAUGGAGACGAGGAAGAGGAGUUACCGUUUCCAGGAUUUUCACCGAAAUCAUUCUUGAUUCUCAAGCAAACUAACAUGCUUCGCUAUGUCUGCCUGAGGAUCAUCACAAAUCCAUGGUUUGAGCGAUGCAGCAUGAUGGUGAUUCUCCUCAACUGUCUGACCCUUGGAAUGUACAAGCCCUGCGAUGACCAAGUGUGCUCCACCACCAGGUGUCGUGUUCUGGAGGGAUUUGACCAUUUCAUAUUCGCAUUUUUUGCCGUGGAAAUGGUAAUCAAAAUGAUUGCAAUGGGUAUUUGCGGAAAGGAUACCUACCUUGCUGAUUCCUGGAACAAGUUGGACUGCUUUAUCGUUCUGGCUGGAGCUGUGGAGUAUGGCAUAGAUACAGAAAACCUCAGCAUAUCUGCAAUAAGAACAAUCCGUGUGCUUCGUCCAUUGAGGGCCAUCAACAGAAUACCCAGCAUGCGUAUCCUGGUGAUGCUCCUCCUCGACACCCUCCCCAUGCUGGGGAAUGUUCUCUUGUUGUGUUUCUUCGUCUUUUUUAUAUUCGGGAUCAUCGGUGUACAGUUAUGGGCAGGGGUUCUACGAAACAGAUGUUUUUUAGAUAUUGGGGAAAAUAUUUCAUAUGUACAUAAUCUGCCUUGGUUUUACCAGCCUAAGAAGGGGGAUUACAUCUGUAGUCAGGAGGGGAUGUCAGGGAUGCGGACAUGUGGCAACAUACCUCCAUUUGAAUUUGAAGGAUUUAAGUGCAACGGUAGUGCCAAGGAAUACAGCAAUAACACUCCCACAUCAGAGUCCUGCGUCAAUUGGAAUCAGUAUUAUUCGACAUGUCAGCCUGGAGACAGGAAUCCAUUCCGGGGAGCUAUAUCGUUUGACAAUAUAGGAUUAGCAUGGGUAGCUAUUUUUCAGGUGAUAAGUUUAGAAAGCUGGGUGAAUAUUAUGUACUAUGUUCAAGAUGCUCAUUCCUUCUGGGACUGGACCUACUUCGUUGCUCUCAUUGUGAUUGGCUCAUUUUUUAUGAUCAACCUGUGUUUAGUUGUCAUAGCAACUCAAUUUUCUGAAACUAAGAAACGAGAGACUGAGCGAAUGCUUCAGGAGAGAAAGCGUUACCAGUCUUCAAGUACUAUAGCAAGCAACUCCGAGCCAGGAGGCUGUUACUCGGAGCUCUUGAAACUUCUUGUGCAUUACGCCAGGAGAGCAAAACGGAAACUUAUACGAUAUUAUUUUAGACAUAGAGGCAAAAGGCAGCGAAAAGUUAACCCAGAAAAAGCUAUAUCUUUACGAAAGAAGAAAAACAGGAAGAAAGGUAUUCAAACAGUGUAUUUACAUCAACCUCAUCAUCAACAUCAUCAUCACCACCACUUGAACAUUGUGACACCGGAUAUCUUCCCGUCUCGGGCCGCUUCUUUGGAUAGUGCACAAGCUCCGCGCGCCAGUCCUGAGGCUUCGGAUGUGGAUCCUAUAUCAUCGCCAAGACGACCAAACUUCUUAAUGUUACCGAGUAACAACAAUAGUCUUAAUCCUUCUUCGGAAUCCUUAAACACAUUGCCGUAUGCAGCAGAGGCUUUGACACCGACGUUGUUCAAACCCCUACCCUCGCCCAACCAUCUCACUGCAAAUUACUCUUUGAGUCGAACCUCAUCCUUUAAUUGCGGGGCUAUGGGUAGUGCCAAAAAUAUGCCCUCUCUCCCUGAGGUUCUCGCUGCGCAUGGCGCAAAGAACGCUGCCCUUGCCGCCUCAAAUUUACUGCUGAAUGUCGACACUGAUACCAAUAAACUCCAAUCGCUAGUAGAUAAAGGCCUAUUUGCAGAUCAUCUGCUUGUGGAUAUCGUGGGCGAGAAAAGAGUGUCAUGCGUAUCUCAGAGUGAGUGUGAUACCACCCAUAACAGCCAUACACACUCAGAGUAUGAGUUGAGUGACAGCGACAAAAAUAACGACAGCGAUUCUGAUUUUGAUUGGAAAGAAGAAUCUGAACCAACAAAAAAGCCGACAAAUAAGAGGAAAUGCAACCUAUCUUGCAUUGCACAUUGUAUUAACAAAUUCACCAGUUUCAUGGUGAAGAUAGUGGAAAGCAAAUUCUUCCAGCGCGGCAUCCUUGGGGCGAUCUUGCUCAACACCCUCAGCAUGGGAGUGGAGUAUCACAAGCAGCCUGAUGAGCUAACACUGAUACUCGAGUACAGCAACGUCGCAUUCAGCGUCCUCUUUGGUGCCGAGAUGCUCUCCAAGCUGUUGGCCUAUGGCCUGUAUGGCUACAUCAGCGACGGCUUCAACGUCUUCGACGGCUUCAUAGUCAUACUCAGUAUCGUGGAACUUGCCCAGGGUGGUGCCAGUGGACUGUCUGUUCUUCGUACAUUCCGUUUGUUACGUAUCCUCAAGCUAGUGCGCUUCUUGCCGGCACUCCGCCGCCAGUUGGUGGUCAUGCUACGUACUAUGGACAAUGUGGCCACUUUCUUCGCUCUUCUUCUUCUCUUUAUGUUCAUAUUCAGUAUCCUAGGAAUGAAUCUGUUUGGUGGUAAAUUUUGUGAGCGUGAGGACGGAUCUUCCUGCACAUGUGCAGAUCUACGCAGCAAUAACGUAACUUGCUUUUGUGAUCGGGUCAACUUUGACUCAACUCUGUGGUCACUUGUCACUGUGUUUCAGGUGUUGACACAGGAAGACUGGAACACUGUGUUAUAUAACGGCAUGGCCAAAACAUCGCCAUGGGCCUCACUAUACUUCAUUGCAUUAAUGACAUUCGGAAACUAUGUACUUUUCAAUCUUCUUGUUGCCAUCUUGGUGGAGGGAUUUUCAACAGAGGACGAUGAGAAAAAGAAGGAGAAAGUGAAGGAAAUGGAGGAACAAGAACUGGAGGAGAAGGAGAAGCAAAGAUUGGCAGAAAAUAACAACAUUGACGAUGCUCAAAAGGAAAAAGAAAAACUCAACAGUAGUGAGGUUGAUGUCAAGAAUAAUAAAGAGAAAGAGAAGAAGAUGCUUGCCCUUCCCCCUCCAGUCGCAGUCACCAAGGAGGACAACACAGCGCAGGUUUUGACGGCGCAGCCGCAACAACCAGAUGGCCCACUGAAUCCACCAAUCAUAACACACACCGCAGCCACGCCCAUGGCCACGCCUCAGGGAUCACCCAAUGAGAGUGCUCUUAAAGAUAUCAACAACAAGCUUGCUGUAUCCAUGGGCCGUAGUAUUCAACGUAGCACGCUUUCAGUAGAAUCAGAGCGAACAUCGACAAGCCUCAGUUUCCGAGGUUCUCCCCGACCCUCCCCCAAACUUCGCCGGACCAGUAGCCGUGGAAGUCAGCGCAGCAGCAGUUGGCGCCUAAAACAUCGGCGCCGUGAUGCUGAGAAGACCAGUCUUGUUGUAGACAGCCAGUCCGACAGUGGCGACGAUCUCGACGACGAUGUGUUUACACUGAAUCAGUCUCAGUCCCCCACCUACACACCAGGAACCCCCCGCACCCCCAACAACCAUGGCUACUCUGUCACAUAUUUCUUCAGUGAUUGUAAUGGCCACCCACCCCUCAACAACCAAAGAACACUUAGUCCCCAGAAUUCAAUCAAGGGUCACAAGGCGCUAACGCCCAAGAACUCCAUCAAGAGCAACCAUAGCUGGAGUCGCAACAACUCCGUCACUAGCAGUCGCAGUAUUUGCAACUCCUUUGAGCUCAGUCGGCAGAACUCGUUCACAAGUCACCGAACUCUCAACUCCAUGGGGAGUGGAGCAUCCAAGGAGGAGUAUAAGCCUAACAACCUGAGUGAUCCCCCUGAGGUCAAGGUCAGCAGUGAUAAGGAAGACUUUGAAGGAGAGGAGGAUCCAGAUGCCAUAGAUGAGACAGACUGGAACUGUUCAUGGUUACCAGAGCCGAAAGGAUGUUUCAAAACUCGAAAAGAAUACAGCCUCUACCUCAUGUCCAUGGACAACCUCUUGAGGAAAGUGUGUCACCAUCUGAUCUCGCGGAAGUGGUUCGACAACUCUGUGUUGUUCUUUAUCGCUCUCAACUGCAUUACGCUCGCCAUGGAGAGACCGGACAUUCCACCCGAGAGUGUGGAGCGUCAGUUUCUCACAAUAUCCAACUAUGUCUUCACUGUCAUAUUUGCAAUUGAAAUGGUGCUCAAGGUUAUAGCUAAGGGUUUCUUUGUGGGUAAGCAUGCCUAUCUGAAGAGUGGUUGGAACGUGAUGGAUGGAUUCCUGGUGAUUAUCUCCCUUGUCGAUAUCCUCAUCUCUCUCGUCGCUAACAGCAGUCCUAGAAUCUUCGGCAUCCUGCGAGUCUUCAGGCUGCUCCGAACUUUGAGACCACUCAGAGUCAUCAGCCGAGCCCCUGGCCUGAAACUAGUUGUACAGACACUACUAUCAUCACUUCGUCCCAUCGGAAACAUUGUUCUCAUCUGUUGUACAUUUUUCAUCAUCUUCGGAAUUCUUGGAGUGCAACUGUUCAAGGGCACAUUCUACUACUGUAAAGGCCCACCGGGGCUUGUCAAGGACAUCAGGAACCGGACACAGUGUCAAAACGACACACGCUUCAUCUGGAUCAAUCGGAAAUACAACUUUGACAACCUGGGUCAGGCAUUAAUGGCCCUGUUUGUUCUGGCAUCGAAAGAUGGCUGGGUUAGUAUCAUGCAUACAGGACUGGAUGCUGUUGGGAUAGAUGAACAACCAAUAGAAAACUACAACGAGUGGCGAUUAUUGUAUUUCAUUUCCUUCCUCCUGCUUGUCGGAUUCUUUGUCUUGAACAUGUUCGUCGGCGUUGUGGUAGAGAACUUUCACAAGUGCCGAGAAUCACAAGAGAUGGAAGAGCGAGCUGUACGAGCUGCAAAGCGCCAGCAGAAAUUGGAACGUAAACGAAAGAGUGAGGACCCUAAGAAUCUCUCUGAGUUGAGUGAACCUCCGUACUGGGCUCCCUACUCUCGUCCACGUCUGCUCAUUCAUACCGUCAUCAACAGCAAAUACUUUGACCUUGCCAUUGCUGGGGUCAUUGGGCUCAAUGUCAUCACCAUGGCAAUGGAAUAUUACAUGAUGCCCCAGGAGCUGGAGUUCGCUCUGAAGAUCUUCAACUACUUCUUCACCAGUGUCUUCAUCCUUGAAGCUAUCAUGAAAAUAGUAGCCCUUGGAUUCCUCCGAUAUAUGAGAGACAGAUGGAACCAGCUGGAUAUGCUGAUUGUCAUUCUGUCCAUAUUUGGCAUCAUCCUGGAAGAGAUGAAAACCUACAUCAUUCCAAUCAACCCUACCAUCAUCCGUGUCAUGCGAGUACUUCGCAUUGCAAGAGUGUUGAAGUUACUGAAGAUGGCCAAGGGUAUCCGUGCCUUGCUAGAUACUGUGAUACAAGCAUUGCCUCAGGUGGGCAACCUAGGGCUGUUGUUCUUCCUACUGUUUUUCAUAUUUGCUGCGCUGGGUGUGGAGCUCUUUGGAAGGCUAGAGUGCUCCCAAUACCACCCUUGUGAGGGUCUUGGAGAGCAUGCUCACUUCCGCAACUUUGGUAUGGCAUUCCUGACACUGUUCCGUGUGGCUACGGGUGAUAACUGGAAUGGAAUAAUGAAGGACACAUUGAGAGACAACUGUGACGCAACGGACAACUGUCUGAGGAACUGUUGUGUCAGUCCCAUCAUCGCCCCCGUCUACUUUGUCGUGUUUGUACUCAUGGCCCAGUUCGUCCUCGUCAAUGUCGUGGUGGCUGUGCUGAUGAAACACCUAGAGAGAACAGGAUUCCCAAUAUACGCUCCCUCGGACUUGGAGGAUGAUGAGGAUUUUUUUUCUCUGGAUGAUGACCAUGAUGAUGAUGAUGAUGAUGAUGAUGAUGAUGAUGAUGAUGUUGAUAAAGAACAGGAAUCGCAUCGCAACUUUACGGAGGAUGAUGACGAAGUUGCUGCCAUCACUGAGGGUGGACAGUCAGAUGAGAAGCUGGAGGAUGAGGAGAUAGAUGGUGACAAGAAAAGCUCAGAAAAAAGCUCUCAAGAAAAUAAUGAGUCCCCUGAAGCGCAGACCGAGGAGGAUAUUGAAGGGCUGACCGUGAAGAUCCCGGAUGACGUCCCAACAGUCCAGGUGGCCCCGAGUUUUACCUUUAGCGUCCGGCCGCCCAGCGAGGAACAGUCACAGGCGGAAGAUGACAGAAUCCAAAGACUUAUACGAAGACUCCAUGGCAACAUUCCCAAACAUUGGUCCAACAAUUUGUCCCCUGCUAAAAUUGCCAUCACAGUGGUGAGCAUGGAGCACCAGGUAGGGACGGUCCCCGCACCCAUCAUUGUGCAUCCCUGUUCACCAAGUCGCCGAUCUAUCCUAGACAAGCUGGAGUCACCACCAAUGAUGCAGAUGAAGAUCGCCAGUCCUCCAGAGUCGAGGAUGGACAGGCGGUUGCUGUCAGAUGGGAGGAAUCUCGCCACAUCUUCGCGACAAGGCAGGCGUCCACUUGUUAAGCAGUACAGUGUGGACAUCGGUUCAGGGAACCAUCUUCAUGGUAGCGUCCCCUCCGUCUGGCAGACAUUCGAGGACGAGGUGAAGAAGGCCCAGCCCAAGGGUUUCUCCCAGUCUCAUCCCACUUUGCCCGUGAAGCAGGACUCACUGCAGCAAUGUCCCGAGCCAGAGUUUGAUUCCCCAAAACAUCGCUUGUUGAAAAAACACAUGCUGAGAAGCAGAAGUAGUGGUGCCAAGUAUAGUCGGUUCAGGGACAAGUAUCUCCCCAGAGCAGUAUCCAGCUCGGACACAACGGGAACCGACACUGGGGCAAGUCCCUUGAUACGGACCUCAACAACAAAAACAUCAGAAACAAAUAUCACUCGCUCAAAGGAUGAGCUGAAAACACAACAGAGUAGUGGUGAGACUGGUUCUGACUUGGAUGAUUCUUUAAUCAACGAUUGGGCGGAGUUGGAGGCUGCUUGUGACGAGGAGGUGAUGAAAAUUACGGGAGAUGACGACGACGAUGACGUCAGACCAACAUUGACUUCAUUGAACUCGUGUUCCUAUGCAUCUGAAUGCCAAGAAGACAGUUACCCAUUUGAUUCAUCGAAUUCAAGUUCAAAUUUAGUCCCAGACUCUGAAAAAGACUCGCCAUUGACUGACAGUGAACAGAUCGGUUGCCAUUCCACUUUUAAGACAGAGGAUGACCCGUUAGUGGGUAUUGCCUCAUUAUCAGGGGUCCAUAUACAGAUGCCUGACUUGACUACGUGCCAACCAGGCAUUGAUAAUUCCAGUUUCGAACUGGGUGAGGGUUCGCUUAGUCCACCCAACGAGCCUUCCGUGUCUCAAUGUACUGAAACUACGUUAUGCGUUCCGAGGAUCGUGCUAGAUGGCGCCACUGUUGACACUCCUGACCUGUCCUCGGUGUCACAUGACCGCGUUGGUGACAGGUCACAUAGCAAUGAACCUGAAAUGUGCGAGCACAGCGGGAGCUAUGAACAUCAUGAAUAUGUUUGACGAAUGUCAGCUCCAAUUUGUUUUUUUUGUGUGCCAGUUUUAGUGAGUGAUUAAUGUGUGAAUUUGAAAUACACAUGGCAUUAUGUUUAUGAAGAUAUAUACAUUCUUUCAAAACGAUGGAGAUUAACUCUGAAACAAGGUCGAAGGAGGAAGCAGUGUGCUAUGUUCAUUUGACGGUUCUGAAAAUGAUUAUGUUUGAUUCCGGUUUCAAGGUUGUAUGACUGUCCUUGUACAAACAGUGUGAUUUUUUUUUUGAUUUUUUUUUUUGAUGUUUAAUUUCUUGGAUGUGGAUGUUGCAUCAGUUCCGAUGUGAAAUGGACAAUCGUAUGUGUCAUGUAUAACCCUGAUUGAUGCCAGUGAAAUUAACAAUGUACAAGAAAUAUAAAUUAAGUGUGGUUACAAUCACGACAUGUCUUUCAGCUGUCUCCCAAUAUUCGCACACACAUUUGCAAUUGAUUACUUAUGUGAUUGAUAGCAGACUUGUUAAAAACACUUGGUAUUUCACCGUGUCUUUGUAAUCCAAUUAUCCAAGAGUUGCAAACCUUAGCUGUGCCAGGAUCUGCUGAUCAGGGCUGAAUCCCAAAUUCACCCUAAUUAGGAUCCAUAGUUUUUCAGCACCAUACAGUGUUUUGGGUUUUACCCAAGUGGUAGCGGCCAAUGACCUAACGGCUUUACGCCUUCAUUAGACUGACACGCUGCAAUAUAAGUGAAAUAUUCAAAAUGGAUUUAAACCCAAUUCACUCACUCACUUUGUAAUUCAAAUGUAGGGGUAAAUUUAAAUGUAUAAAUGUUACUUAAGCUCAGUUUUUUAUAUACAAAGCAUUAUGUCUCACAGGUAUGUAGAUAUGGUUAUGAGUGAGUGAGUGAGUAUGGUUUUACGCCGCUUUUAGCAAUAUUCCGGCAAUAUCACGGCGGGGGACACCAGAAAUGGGCUUUACACAUUGUGCCCAUGUGGGGAAUCGAACCCGGGUCUUCGGCAUGACGAGAAAACACUUUAACCACUUGGCUACCCCACCGCCCCAGAUAUGUUAAUGACAUUGUGAUCAUCUGAAUGAAAUUGACACUUAAAUGUCAGCUAUUGACAACUGUUUUGAACAAGUCUGUUGUGUUCUCAUUAGAAAUGCAUCUUAUAAUGGCAACUUGUAAUUAUGUACAUAAAUAUGAGCAAUUCUGCCAAAACCACAAAAUGAGGUUUUUGUAAGAUUCAUAUUUAUAUGAUACUGGAUGAUUUUUCUGAUUUUCACCUGAAAUUGAUCUAUAUUUGGGAAAGAUGUUUUCAAUAUUUUUUCCAAUAUAUGGUAAAAAUUUAUGAGACAUUUUCAUCAAACCAGUUUCACCAUAGCGCCUUGACUGCAAACUGAUAUUCCAAUCACUAUGGAAACUUAAUGCAAUCCAGAGUUAUCAAAAUCUAAAAAUGGUUCAAAAAUACAACAUGCCUUUUUUCUUUCAUGGACCUAACUGAUAAUUCAAAUUCAUAUCAAAUGUGAACGUACAUUUUGAUGCUAAACAGGAAAUAAGUCACCUCCCUGAAUAGGAAGCAAAUCGUCAGAAAAAUUGACCAGUAUAGCUGCCCAAUAUUCAUUUCACCAACACACUUAUGAACAGAUUAUUUUUACACUCUAUGUAUAAUGACAUGUUUGUAACAUAUGUAUAUAGACGACAUUAUGCACGUCAGUUUCAUUAUCAUCGGCCAUUGUUACUCCCGGUCAAUCUUUCACAUUUCAUUGACUCUUGAUGCACGUCAAGUUUUUGAGCUUUUGUGACUUCUUUAAUACUGUUACCAAUUAAUUUCAUGCCUAAAUUGUGUCAGCACAGAUGUUUGCACAAACUUCAGAUCUUGUAAACCACCGUAACUUACAUUAUAUUAUUGCAUUCUUUUAUAUCAUCAGAUUUUCUGGCAAAUAGCAGAUGUAUAUACUGUCGUUAAGUUCACUAAGGGAAUGAUUGGCACUUGUGUCUCAGCAGUCUCUUGUAGUAGUGGCUUGUCAAUGUGGAAGCUUACCUGUUAUCUUAUAUAAUGACCUAAGCAAUUACUUCACAUGCUGGAUGAAUGUCUAAAAAAACAUAUUUAAUCAACUGAAAAUGUGAUAACACCAAUGGGUUGGGGUAAAUAAAACAUGUUGUUUUUUCCUGGGAGAAAGAAAUUCAGUGAUAGGACUAUUGAAGAAUAUUGACUCUGUGAGAGGACUACUACAAAAAAUAUUGAUUUAGUGGUAGGACUUGUUGAAACUAAUGAUUCUAUGGUAGGACAACUUGAAAGACAUGAAUCUAUGGUAGGACUACUUGAAAGAAAUGAUUCUAUGGUAGGACUACUUGAAAGAAAUGAUUCUAUGGUAGGACAACUUGAAAGAAAUGAUUCUAUGGUAGGACAACUUGAAAGAAAUGAUUCUAUGGUAGGACUACUUGAAAAAAUGAUUCUAUGGUAGGACUACUUGAAACUAAUGAUUCUAUGGUAGGACUACAUGGGAAAAAAAUGAUUCUAUGGUAGUACAACUUGAAAGAAAUGAUUCUAUGGAAGGACAACUUGAAAGAAAUGAUUCUUAGGUAGGACUACUUGAAAAAAUGAUUCUAAGGUAGGAAUAUUUGAAAAAAUGAUUCUAUGGUAUGACUACAUGAAAAACAUUAUUAUAUCGUCUGGGUUAACCUUUUUUUUUUAAACAUUCAGUUCCGUGAAUUAGCUUUAAAAAAAUAUCCAGCAGGUAUGGGUUUAAUGUUGGUUUCAACUGAAUUGUGGUAGGGUUUCUUAAUUCAAAUGGAAAUGAAUAUGUUGGUAAUCUAAAUUCAAAUGAACAAAUCCUUCAAUCUUUAAUUGUCUUGUAUGCACAGGACUCAUCCUAUUGUGGUAUGAAAAGAGGAAAUAUGCAAGAGAUUUAAAUGUAAAUUUUGUCAGUAAAUUAGUUAAACUUCAUUUUCUCUUCUUAUUUUUUCUAACAUUUUGUAAUAUUUUGAUAUAUGUUACAUAUGGUUUUAUUUGGCUUGAACACUUUCACAUUAAUCACUAUCAAGCACUCACAGAGAAACUAGGGUAAUACCUGAAAAUAUGUAUAAACAAUAACAGUCAAAGACUUGGAAACAUGCCAGAAAAGAUUUAGCAAUAUUGCAAGAAUAUUACAAUAAUUAAUAACUAUUUUGUAAUGUGUGGCUUACAAGUCUGAAUAACAACACCAAUUAUAUUAUUACUUCCACACUUCAGUAAAUAUUUCAAUAAUGUCUUUAUGGAAAGUAAUUUUGUAAAAUUCCAUUGGAUAUUCAUUUUAGGGUUGUGAAGGGGCAUAACUCUUCACAUGAAAGGGAGCAUAACUCUUCACAUGAAAGGGAGACUAUUUAAUGACUUUGUCACAGUGUGGCGAGACAAAAUAUGUAGAAAAGAUCAUCUCUUGCUCUGUGAAACUGUAUUUUAGGUAUAUACCCUGGUUCCAAACUGUUCACAAUUUCCUAUCACCUUUUUGCCUUGCAGAGUUUAAUAUGCAUUUGUAAAUUUCUACUUUGUCUACCUUGUUGUGUUGUGUGUAUAAAUGAGCUUUUAACCACUCUCUGUAGGGUAGUAUAGCAUAGACCUUUUUUUACACUUUAUAAAAUGAUAAAAAGCUCAGUUUCACAAAGUAUUUACAUCUUAAAAGUUGAUUUAUGUAAAGUUUUCAAAAUGGAAUGUAUGGUCCAUUAGAUACAAGAAUGAAAAAGAUGCAAUAUAUAUUUCAAGUUGCUUUGAACAUCACAAUGACAUAAGUCAUUUUAUGAUCCUCUAUCAACACUUUCUAUAUUAAGUUAUGGUUCAACGUCUGUAUAAAAUCAUAUUGCUCCAUCCUACUCGAUAAAUUCUUUAUUGAGUGUACCGAGACACAAGGAAUUUGGAAGUCUUCUUUGGAGAAUUUGACAUAUCUUUUCAUAUUAAUAUUUGAAUUUGUUAAAUUUCCAGUUGAUUAUUACAAGUUUCUUUGCAAAUUUACCUUAUUGAAAAAAGAUAUUGUAUAUAUUAAAACCUGUAAGAAAUAUUUGUUUUUUUAAUUGGAAUUUCCUAUAGGUAUGAUAUAUCUACUGUUAGAUAAUAUGGUAGAUGAAAGAUGAUAUUUAUAUACAUAUACAUUAUUUAUGGUACCAAAGUACAAUAUGUCUGGUUUCGGGACUUUUGGUAUUUCACUGAAUGGACAGAAAUGUCCACUAUUUUAUCAAUUGAAUUAAUGUUCCCAUGCACUAGGACACUUAUUUAUUGUUUGUUGAUCUGACCAUUAUUUACUGUUCACAUGUUGACUUUAUGAAUGGAAGUAAAAUGUCCACUGUGUCCCUUUCCCUUUAAGAUCUUUUUAAUUUAAAUGGUAAUGGGUUAAUCAAGAGUUAUCCACAAUCAUUAACUUAAUAAGAUCCAAAUUUUGGAUAUUUCUGACCAUAUGAAUCGUACAUGAAAUUUUCAUUAAUUCCAUUUUGAAAAUGUUGACUUAUGAUUAAUGUAGAGAAAUAUGAAUAGUGGACCUUUUAUUUCAAUGUUUUUACUUUUACACCACUUUUUAAGCCUUGAAGACACCAUGUGAUAUGUUGACGAGUGCAAUAUUGUUUUUAACUUAUUGGAUGAAAAGUGAGUUGUCUCCCCUUUGAUUGCUUGAGUCAAGUCCCUCAAAAACCACUGUCUGCAAACUCAAAUUUAAACUGUACAUAAUCAAACAGUUAUUGGUUACUAAUUAUUUCAUCCAUGGAGCAAAUUACAUUGUGAACACACACAAUGGACUUUAGCCUUGGAGAAGAGUGCUCCUUUUCAGAGUGAUGUAGAAUUUCACUAUUAUUAGCUAAGUAAUUUUAAGACUUCUGAAAUAGACUGCUUCAGAAAACACUUUCAGAUAAAAUACCAUUUCUAGAGAGAGAAGGGUUUUGGUGUUAUAUUUUUACAACAGCUUCUGACAAAAUAAAACUCAAUCCUAUAUGCUGCUUGUGCAUUAAGAGUCACUCAGCUCCUGUAAAAUGCGGAUUUCAUUGCUUUUAUUUCAAUAUGACUGAUAUAGAUAACUCAGUUAUCAAAAUCUGUGUAUGACAAAUAUUCCUCUCAAGGUAAAGAAAAACUCAUGGAGAAUAAAUGUAAUCACUUGAGGGGUUCCAGGGGAGACAACUGUUGUGUUACACAGCUCAUUUGUGAUAGUUCCUUCAUUAAUUGUAGAUACACAGCAGGAGAAAACACCAAGCUUUUAUUGAUUUGUUUGUUAUUUAUUUAUUUAUUUAUUUAUUUAUUUAUCUAUUUACACAUUAAUCAUUUAAGUUAAAAACCUUUCUUUUUUUUCAUGACACAUUUUCAUGAUAUAAUAAAAUUCCUGUUUUCUAAUGUUCAAUUAUUUAUCAAGAUUAUAAACUGCUCAAUACUAACAUCAUUACAAGGCAAACAAAUUGUCAUGUAUGAGAAUCAAGUGAGCAUUACCUACACAUUUUUAGUUACCCAUUAUUAUAACUUUGAUAAUUUCCUUGACUACCAUCUACCAUGGCUUUAAGGGAUUUAUGUAUGUCAUUGUUCUCAAAUUCACAAAUCUAUUUAUUUUGUUUCUAAUUUAUUUAUUAUUGUGUUAAUUUUCACACAUUAGGUGUGUAGUGUUCGCUCAACAUUUUAGCUUUGGUUUGGGAGAAUGACGACAAGCUCACAGAGACCCGGUACCAAGAUCCAUGUUUUCUGUGAUAGUCUUAAUAAGCCAAAACUAAUAACAUGAAAUAUUUGGGUUCUCUUAACAUGAAUUUAAGAAUAUUUUGAGAAAAAAAAUUCAGAUAUAUAAAUGAGGAAUUCUCAAUGUUAUCAUAAAGAAAAAGUGUUUCUGGAAAUAAAUAACUGGAUUCCAAUUGGUCAUGAGGAUAUCCGUUAUCACAAAUGGGCUUAUCAAGACUUGAAAACUAUGAGCUUGCUGUCUGAUAAAUUUUUGCAACAUAUCAGUGUAUUUUCUUAUUUUGUGAUUCCCAUGCAAGCGACACGCCCAAUCCCCUGACAGCCACGGUGACAGCACUCCUGCGCUGGGGGUCAUGUAAGUGUGUAAGUGUGUGUGUACGUAUGUAUGUAUUUUGAUAUAGUUCACUUCUUGCUCCAACUGAUGAGUCACCCCUUCAAACUACAUCAUUCAGGGAGUAACAGUUUUAUAUGAGAAAUUAAUAAAAAAUGGGAUUGAAA
Haliotis rufescens (red abalone) is the source of this 14645-nucleotide messenger RNA. Its product is annotated as voltage-dependent T-type calcium channel subunit alpha-1I-like. Gene Ontology annotation, biological process: calcium ion import; sodium ion transmembrane transport; membrane depolarization during action potential. Gene Ontology annotation, molecular function: low voltage-gated calcium channel activity; voltage-gated sodium channel activity. NCBI's taxonomy places the organism in Eukaryota, Metazoa, Mollusca, Gastropoda, Lepetellida, Haliotidae. Gene Ontology annotation, cellular component: plasma membrane; neuron projection; voltage-gated sodium channel complex. The transcript has 39 exons. The coding region runs from base 980 to 8515 and encodes 2511 amino acids. The record is from RefSeq and is a predicted model, not a curated record.